Molecule: messenger RNA, 2685 nt
Organism: Bactrocera latifrons
Lineage: Eukaryota; Metazoa; Arthropoda; Insecta; Diptera; Tephritidae
Product: flocculation protein FLO11-like
Exons: 2
Coding region: 101-2554 (817 amino acids)
Cellular component (GO): extracellular region
Molecular function (GO): chitin binding
Source: RefSeq, a predicted model, not a curated record
AAACGAGACGGAUCUAAAAUCCUUAGUUAAAUUAAAGAACUUACAUACGAAUGAAAAAUUUAUAAAAAUAUAAAAAAAAUAAACGAAAUUUAUUUACGAGAUGCAAUUGCAAAUAUUUGCAAUAAUUGUGGCGUUUGCCGCAGUUAAUGGCGGGAUUCUUCAGAAUCCAUGUACGCAAUCCGGGUACUUUGCGUUCAUCGAUAAUAUGCCAACGUUUUAUAGUUGCUCUUUGAAUGAUGACGGUUCUUACGCGAUUCAAUAUUUAUCCUGCUCAAAUGGAUAUGUUUUCAGUCAAAGCGCUGGUAACUGUGUAUUAAAAGAUCAAGCAAACGUUGUUGAUACCACAGUUUCCUCAACAACAAGUACUACCGCAGCUACAAGUACUACACGUGGAGAGCAAGUUACAACUGGAGAACCUUCACCUUCGGAGGUACCCAUUGUCUCGAGCACACAAGAUGUACCAGUAUCUACCACCGAAAAACCGAUUACAACCAUUGCACAACCCAGCACAAGUGAAGUAAUAAGUACCACAAUUGAAGAAUCGCGCACUACCCAAGAGUCGACAAGUACGGAUAAACCUGACGAGAAUUCGACCAUUACUGAAGGACCUACUACGGUUACAGAAGAAACAACAUUAGCAACAGAAACUACACAAGCAACAAGAACUACUGAAGGAUCAAUCGUUACCGAAGGUCCAACAGAAAGCACUUCAUCGGAAGCAUCUGCUAGUACAACAGAUUCUGCGGAAAGUGACACAACUGUAACACCAGAAUCUACUACUGCGUCAGAUGCACCAAACACUACUGAAGAAACAACUAUUGCUGAAGAUAAGACCACAACGGAAGGAUCGAGUAGCACUGAAUCAAGUGAAACAACUGUAGCUACUGAAUCUACUCAAGUAACAGAUGCACCAAGUACCACUGAGGAACCUGAAGCCACAACAGAAGGAUCAGGUAGCACAGAAGCACCCGAGGAAAAUGAGACAACUGUAACUACAGAUUCUACUGAUGUUCCAGAGGAACUAAGUACUACUGAAGAACCUGAAAAUAAUACCACAACAGAAGGAUCAGCUAGCACAGAGGCACCCGAGGAAAAUGAGACAACUGUAACUACAGAAUCUAAUGAACUUCCAGAAGAACCAAGUACUACUGAAGAACCUGAAGAUAAUACCACAACAGAAGAGCCUGCAGAAAGUGAUACAACUGUGGCUACAGAAUCUACUGAUUCUCCUGAGGAACCAAGUACUACUGAAGAACCUGAGGACAAUACCACAACAGAAAGAUCAGGUAGCACAGAAUCACCCGAGGAAAAGGAAACAACUUUAACUACAGAAUCUACUGAUGUUCCAGAGGAACCAAGUACUACUAAAGAACCUGAAGAUAAUACCACAACAGAAGGAUCAGGUAGCACAGAAGCACCCGAGGAAAAUGAAACAACUGUAACUACAGAAUCUACUGAUAUUCCUGAGGAACCAAGUACUACUGAAGAACCUGAAGAUAGUACCACAACCGAAGCUCCCGAGGAAAAUGGGACAACUGUAACUACAGAAUCUACUGAUGUUCCAGAGAAACCAAGUACUACUGAAGAACCUGAAGAUAAUACCACAACAGAAGGAUCAGGUAGCACAGAAGCACCCGAGGAAAAUGAGACAACUGUAACUACAGAAUCAACUGAAGUUCCGGAUACACCAAGUACUACUGAAGAGCCUGAAUACACCACCGGAGCAACGGUUGAUACCACAAAUGAAAGUGAAAUUACAAAAGCACCAGAAAUUCCAGAGCAGCCUGAAACCACAAGCUUGCCUAGCAGCACUGCUGCACCAACUACUACGAAGGAACCAGAGAUAACAGAGGGAUCACCAAGUACUGAAGCCAGCACGACAGAAGUAUCGCAAGUUACUACUACUCAAGGGCCAUCUACAACAAAAGAACCACACACCAGUGAAGUACCACCACCAGGCAGUGAUAAACCCAGCUCACCCGAUGUGUCGUCUACCACACCAGCGUCAGUUACAACCAACUCACCUAGUACCACAGUAAAACAUCCGCCUAAACAUACAAGCACGGCUACUACGAAAGCGCCCACAACACCUAGAACACCUCCACCAGAACACUUAAAAUGCCCCUAUGAAGGCUUCUUCCCAAGUGAAGACGGUUGUAAAAAGUUUGCCUACUGUGCCAAAUAUUUCGGUAAAAUGAAGCAUUAUGAUAUGAAGUGUCCCCGCGGACAAAAAUUCAAUAGGAGCACACUCUUUUGUGAUCCAGAAAGCGAUUGUGAAAACAGUGAUGAAAGCAGCAGUGAAGUAGCUCCUAUUGAGCACCACAAACCGUUCACCUGCUUAUUGGAGGGUACCUUCGCCCAUAAGAAUGAUUGUACCAAAUACUACACCUGCGAGUGGAGUAAGAAACAUAGCAAUUUCCUUCAACUGCCCAGCGCUUGUCCGAGCGGCAAAGUCUUCCGUCUAGAGUCUGGUUCAUGCGGUCGUGAGCGCCGAUUGACUUGUUUCUUACGGCCGAAAGGAUCCAAAUACUACGAUCACGAAUCGUCUAAAUGAGUCUAGUGCGAGAGACCACACUUCGUGCACUCGUAAUUCUGUAUAAGUAAUGCUUAUGCUAUAAUUGUAAAAUAAAGAAAAUUUGCAUUAAUUUAAGGUUUUUUUUAUAAAAUAUAAUACUAAACGAAUUA